GAGGCGCAUCUGCACCACAGGAGGAAGCCCAUCGUGUGAAGUCCGCGGCAGCAUUAGAUAGGCUGUGAUGAUGAUGAUGAUGAUGAUGAUGAUGAUGAUGAGACUGAGGAAGUGUGUCGCCCCCUCCGCAUAGGCUGCGUCCGUUUGGUCGCCGUUCUGCUCGGAAAUCUCGGAGCUCCGCUGCCCACCGGCCGCCCCCGCAGCACCAGACACAGCCGAGAUAGCGGGAGAAAUGUGGGGAAACGGGGCACCCUUUUAACGCCCAGCACACGGAGGCACGGGAGGAUUGGUGAUCGAAGCGCACACAUCGAGCGGAUUUGGGCGGAAGAAAAAAAAAAAACUCGGCGCGCCGAUGGAAUUCGUUUAGGCAACGCAGCGCAGCCGCGGUUGUUCAGAAUUACUCUGAAGAUGUGCUGGCUGUGUUAACGGGAAAAGAAGACAGGUUGGCACCAUGGGUGAUGGAGGAGCUUUACGGACAGAGGGAAAUGCCCUGCUGAAGGCUGUGUUCCAAGGCAAGCUUCGUCUUGCCCGUUUGCUACUGGAGGGAGGUGCAUACAUCAAUGAAGGAAAUGAGCGUGGGGAGACACCCAUCAUGGCUGCCUGCAUGGCGGGAUACGAUGACCUGCAGACACGUCAGAAAAUGGUACGCUAUCUUUUAGAGAAAGGUGCCGACCUGAAUAUCCCUGAUAAGUCAGGCCGGACUGCCUUGAUGCACGCAUGCUCCGAGCGGGCUGGCAAAGAUGUUGUGUCACUACUCCUGGAGAAUGGUGCAGACCCAAGUCUCAAAGACUACUCGGGGUCCUCAGCUCUAAUGCAUGCCAUCAACAGAGGUGAUCGAGAAACCCUGCAGAUACUUCUAGAUGCCUGUAAGGCGAAAGGCAAAGAGGUGAUCAUUAUAACCACAGAUACCUCACCUUCAGGCACUAAGAAGACCAAGCAGUACCUGAACUCUCCUCCUUCACCAGGUGUGGUUGACAAACUCUCACCAGCCUGUAUGUCUCCUUCAGAGGUGGAGAUCCGAACCUCAAACUCACCUGCUGGAGAAGAGGAAGAAGGCAUCUUCAGCUUUGCUCUUACUUCUGCCCUUCCAUUGCCCUCCAACAGGCCACCAGGUGAGAGGAGACCACCACCACGCAAGCUUCUCAAAAGACUGAACUCAGAGCCCUGGGGCCUAGUGGCACCAAGUGUACUGGCUGAGAGAGGUGAGAUGUUGGAGGGCAGCCUAGCAGAGGAGGACAAGGUGGUAUCAGAGAUGAAUGGCAUGUCAAUCUCUGGUCCAGGGAGACCACUGCUCUCGCGCAGGCACAGCAUUGAAACUCAUGACCCGUGCUCACCAAAGCCGAUUGACCGCUCCUGCUCAGAAGAUUGUGCAGCCCUCUCUGGUUCUUCUUGGGCUGACAAGGUGCAGCAGCAUCAGUCACUGUACCGCAGAAACACGGCGCCUGAGUCGCAAGAGAAUGCCGGUCAUAACCGCGCUCUGACUCACCCCAAACUUACACGCAUGGAGCACUAUGAGUCAGAUACACACCUGUGUCCUGAGUCCAUUCCUGGAUCUCCAGAUUCUGGUCGUGUGUCCGUGGAGCGUCGCAAGUACAAUGCCUCACCACUAUCAUUAGUUGCCAGUUCCUCACGGGAGUCCCUAGAGAGCAUCCCAAACUCAGUGUCCCCCAUCACUAUGAGGAGGAGACCCCCAGGCUUGUUGGAGCGGAGAGGCUCUGGCACACUCCUGCUGGACCACAUCUCACACACUCGCCCUGGAUUUCUUCCCCCACUCAAUGUCAACCCUCAGAGACCCAUUCCGGACAUCCGGACCAAUGGCAAGCCCUCGUCACCCGUGCACUCUGGAAACAAGAUCUUGCUGCCUGUAGCACCCACAUCACCAAAGCGUGUUCUGGAUUUCAAGAUGAAGAAGAAGCUGAUGAGGAGGCACUCCAUGCAGACAGAACAGAUGAAGCAGCUCUCCACCUUUCAGGAGCUAAUAGCAGAGAAGGUCAUGGAGGUCAAUGGAGACUAAAAGUUAAGAGAGAAUAUCUCACUCUGUGUUUCUCUCUGUCACUCACUCACACACACACACACACACACACAGAGGAGGAGAGAGAGAGAGAGAGAGAGAGAGAGAGAGAGAGAGAGAGAGAGAGAGAAAUACCAUUACAACUGGAUAAUGAAACACUGACUAGUCUAAAAUGCAUAAAGCAUAUUCUUUAUGGCUAAUGUUACUGACAGUGAAUGAGAAUGAACAGGCACCAGUUAUGCCAACUGGUGGUUACUGACUUCCAAUUAUUUUUGGCCAUGUUAGCACAUUUGGCCAAGCUGUUCCGUAAUCAUUUCAUUUAUUUUUGAUUUCUCAUAUUUACUGUCAUUUUUGACAAAAAGUUCUUCUCUUCAAAAUGUUCACUUUUACACUUGAACUUGUUUCAUGAAGUUUUGUUAAAUAUGUCAGCAAGGUUAAUGUUGCUGGCAAAGUGAUGCGCUGUCCUUUAAAAGCAUAUCAAAGGAGAAUAUAAAAAUGAUCCGUUUCUACUGGGUGCAAACCAAAUGCCAGCAUUCAGUCUUUUCCCCCAAAAUCAUUAUGAUUGCUAAAAAAAAAAACCCUUCCAUUUACUGCACAUUAAUCUCUAUUAUUUAAGAUGCCUUUUACUGAUGACUAAUCACUUUAUUAAGUUUGGACUUUGACCACUUUUGUUUGGUUGUAGCAUUAACAACAAGAAUCGAAACAUUUUUGAUGACUGCAAAUGUACACCUCUGAAACCGCUGGUGUGUGAUGAUCACUAUGUGUAUGAUUUUAAAAAAAUUCUUUAAAAAGUGCAAUUCUUGGAGAAUCCCAAAGAAGUUGAUUAAUAUCCAUUCACACUCACAUUUACUAAACUGCGAGGAAGAUACAAAAAAACUCAAUACGAAGAGCACGGAUGUUGUGUCAUGUGUGCACAAGAGGCAGAGCGCACAUGUAGAUAUUGUACAGAUUUCACAGGCAGUAAAAUAACCAUUAGUAUUUUAAGUAUAUCUGUGUGCAAUAUUUUGUGCUGCAAGAUCUCUGGUUUUAUAUUAUUGUGGUGAACGUUGGAUAAUCAGUUACAUUUGCAGCACGAAGAGUAAUUUGCACUUCUGCAGAAAAAUGUAGUGUGGAAUCAUGGACACAACAAACUAUGUUAACCCUUACAAAAAGAGUAUACACACAUUUGAAAUUAAAUUAUUUUCAGUGUAGUGUUUGUCAGUGUAGAGAGAGAAAUAUCUAUAUAUAUAUAUUACAAAUAAACAAGAAUUAGUUUAACAGAGCUUAAAAGGUGUUUAAUAGUCUUGCUUUUGUUUUGUUGAUGCUAUAUUCAAGUGAUUUUGUUUAGAAAAUAAGUUAUUUCUGUGGAUUCAACUACAUGUACUUUAAUAUGAAAACAAAAAAGUAGAGUAAUAUUUUUCUAUACCUCUGUGAUGGCCCAUUUAUCAUCUAUUGUCCAUCUUUUAAAUCAAAACAAUAUUACUGCUGUAGAUCUUUGGGUGGAAAUCAUCUCUACUUUCAGUGUGGCAUUUUUUCCCCACAAGUAACAUUUUAGAACAUUCAAGGAGAAAAAAAAAGUACAAGCAUAAAUGUUUGUUAUUUAAUUAUGGACUUAUAUAUUUUUAAAACCAUUUGAAACCACCACUUUAUAUUUUAAUUAGCAAGUUAUCUAGUUGCUACCUUUAUUCUAUUGUGGUGUCUCAUCAUCAUUCCAAAACCUCUCUACGCUCCAGAGAGCAGUGAGUAGUUGCACUGAGUUUUCCCUGUUUCUGAAUAACAUUGUGGAAGUUCACAAAAUUCUAUGUUGUACAAAACUCCGUGACCUUGUUGAAAUUGUGCUCAGGUAUGUCUGAUCAGACCUAAAAAUAAAUUUUAAAAAAGUACAAGAGUCUUCAGUUGUGUUAGGCUGUGUACACAAAGGACAUUUCAUGAUGUGCUGCUAAGUCUCGUUGGUUAACAGGAAAAUAACAACUGUGUAUCUGAGUGUUUUAGUUUGCAUUGUGUCAAAGGGAUAGCAGUUACACUAUCAACAUCUACUUCAAUGGAUUUACUAUUUAUUGUAAUUUUGUAUGUUUGGUGUGGUACACUGAUAAAACUGUACUGAACUGAAUCAUUACUUGCUAAAAACGUAGAUGACUCUUGUGUUAGCAGUAAGCCUUAGGGACGACAAGCACUAGGCUAGUGUCCGUGUAACAGUCUGCACAACACCACGAUGGAAAAUAGUCUCAUAUUCAUGUGAGACAUUUUAUGGUGCUUUGAAUAAAGGCAUGACUAAACCAAAGAACUGUCUCUGGUGAAGUUAUUUAGCUCCAUGUUAUCUCAGAGAUACCACUGUAAUAUGUUACAAUGGCAGAGGGAGAGAGAAUAUGAACAGAAAGUUUGAAGGUGAAACUCAAGACAGUUUGCUAUGUGGGACCUCAACUGUUUA
Molecule: messenger RNA, 4418 nt
Organism: Ictalurus punctatus (channel catfish)
Lineage: Eukaryota; Metazoa; Chordata; Actinopteri; Siluriformes; Ictaluridae
Product: ankyrin repeat domain-containing protein 34A
Exons: 2
Coding region: 452-2014 (520 amino acids)
Molecular function (GO): protein binding
Source: RefSeq, a predicted model, not a curated record